Chenopodium quinoa (quinoa) is the source of this 921-nucleotide messenger RNA. RefSeq lists its product as uncharacterized. The transcript is spliced from 4 exons. Bases 1 to 921 code for a protein of 306 amino acids. Lineage: Eukaryota; Viridiplantae; Streptophyta; Magnoliopsida; Caryophyllales; Amaranthaceae. The record is from RefSeq and is a predicted model, not a curated record.
AUGUGGUUAUUUUGUCAUAAAUUAAAUGCUAAUGGUGAUCUUGAAAGACACAAGGCUCGUUUGGUUUGUAAUGGUAAAUCGCAGGUUGAAGGUGUUGAUUGUGACGAAACUUUUAGUCCGGUGGUAAAACCGGCUACCAUUUGUACUGUGUUGAGUUUGGCUAUGGCUUAUGGGGUUGUCAUUGCUAAAAGUGAUAAUUCUAUAUUCAUAUUCCAGCAUGGGAAUGAUAUUAGCAUACUUGCUAUUAUAUUUACUCGUACUCCAUCAUAUCUGUUUUUAUCUCAGCAAAAAUAUGCACAGGAAAUUUUAGAGCGUGAAGUGACUCCAGUGGAUACUCAAUCCAAACUUAGUGCAGAAACUGGACCUAAAUUUCAUGAUCCAACACUUUAUCGCAGUCUUGCAGGUGCUUUACAGUACCUCGCUUUUACUCGCCCUGAUAUAGCUUAUGCAGUUCAGCAGGUUUGUCUAUUCAUGCAAGAUCCUAGAGAGGCUCACUUUGAUGCAUUGAAACGCAUCCUACGAUACAUUCAGGGUACCAUUGAUCACAGGUUACAUUUAUAUCCUUCAUCUCCUACAAACUUGAUCACUUAUAUUGAUGUUGAUUGGGGCGGGUGCUCGGACACUCAUCAGUCGACCUCGAGUUAUUGUUGCUUUCUAGGGGACAAUAUUUUUUGUUGGUCUUCAAAGCGUCAGCAUACUCUUUCUAAAUCAUGUACAGAGGCAGAAUACAGGGGCGUUGCAAAUGUUAUUGCUGAGACUUGUUGGCUUCGUAAUCUUCUUUUGGAGUUACAAUGUCCUCUUCGCAGGCUACUAUUGUUUAUUGUGAUAAUGUCAGUGCAAUUUAUUUAUCUCAUAAUCCCGUACAGCACCAACGCACCAAGCACGUUGAAAUGGAUAUUCACACUACAAGAAAACAGCUGA